GUUUAGCUUCAUAUUAAACAUUGCAUUUUAGGUUUUUAAAAUUACACUGAAAUUGGAGGUCGUUCUUAUUUCCCUUUUCACAAAUGUACAGGAUUAACCUAAAGCACAUUUGUGUUGUAAUUCACUCCAGGAGGCCCUAGGCCCACAGUGGGGAGCUUUGUAGUAUUUGCAUCCCAAAAGAUAAUACUCGAAUUUUAAAAGAAUGUUUAAGUGGAGCACUUGACAUUCCUCACUGUGUUUUGAGUCCCUGCUUCUUUAGGUAGUUUUUUUGUUUUUAUUAUUGUCCUUUAUUCCAGUCUUGUGAAUCUGUCCAAAUAUUUAUAAGCCCACGCACAUUUUCUUGCGGCCACCGUCUCCUCUGGCGGCCCACUGCUGGGUAAAUGACUGUUCUUACUUGUGCAGCAGCACGCGUUUAUAGCGUUGUCGAGACCUCUGGCUCUUCCUCUGGCUGGUUUCGGCUACAGCUGGAGUGUUUUACAAGUUUCAAAUUCUGAACCUGGUAGGGGGCAGCCUUCCUCUGUAAAAUGAACGUUAACCAGUAGGGACUUUAGGGUAACAUUCAUUCAUUUGUUCACUUAUUAAACAUUUACUAACAAUAUGCCUGGCACUGUGCUGGGGUGUGAGCAUGAAAACACAGCACACAAAGUUCUGUGCUCCGGAAGCUCACACUUGGGUCAAGGUGGCUGGUAAGUAAACAGUUACAGUAGGGAAGUUUAAGUGAAGAAGGGUGAUCAUAUAAUUUCUAGUCCAAACCGGGACACUUUUUAAAAGUAAAGUAGGUUGAACUGUGCACUUAAAAAUGGUUAAGGUGGUAAUUUUAUGUUAUGUGUUUUUUAUGACAAUUAAAAGAAAAGUGAAGGUAGGUGCUGUUAAUAUUUAGGCCCAGAGAACAGAUAUAAAUCAGGGCAGUCCUAGGCAAACCAGAUGAAUGGACAACCUAAGGAAGAGCUAUAGCAGAAGGAUGAGAGGGAGCCUGGAGGAGGCAGGGGAGAAUGACAGGGGGGUGAGAGAACACUGCACCUUACUCUCCUCUCUAAAAUGGGGAUCGCUACAGCACCUGAUUCAUAGGGCUUUUUACGAGGAUUCAGUGAGCUAAUUCAAGCUCUUGGAAUACUGCCUGGGAAUUAAGCAUUUUUUUUAGUCUCUUCACCCAUUUUUCAGUAGUCUCCUGUGAAUUUCCUUGGUUGUAGAUGUUAUUUUGCGUGUGUUUUUUACGCAGUAGCCUCUCAACAGAUGUUUGUGGUUUAACCUUACAGACCUCAUCAUACUCUCAUCAGUGAAUACCACUCAUCUUUCCAGCACACCACAUGUUAGAAUGCACAUCCUGUGAACAUUUGGAACCUACCUUAUUUCUAACUUUUUCUCAUUCCCUCUAGAAAUUCUGGAUAUUCUCUGGUUCCUGCCCUGCUAGUCUUGUGGUUGUUUCUGUCUUUCCACAGCUGGCAGUUACUAUAGACAGCUCUUUUUAAAGGUAUGGGUCCUUUUUUAAUCUCUGGAAGUAAUUUCUUCACUGCCUCUCCCCCUGCCCCCCAGGUUUUAAAAUAAAAGGGCAGAAUAAAGAGACGUAAUUAAAUGUGCUCCCCCUGUUGCCUACUGUUCCUUUCAAGAGCUGUCUUUGAACUGAUUGAACCCUAUUUUGAGACAAUGUGCUAAAAGAUGAAAGAUUAGAGAAAAGAUCAGGUUGGGAGAAACCGAUAUAUGGUAGAAUGGUUUCAUUUAAUCAGAGGCUUCUCCAGGCACACGCUUUUCUUGGGGUGAUUAUGGACAGGUUACUGCUCGAGUCUGAUACAAUGAAUUUGCUAAAAGCAGGAGUUCUGAUUUCAUCCCAGAUACUCUAACCCUAUGUCUCAGGCCUUGCCUGAUUAUUUAUAGUUUUGUUCCCAAGAACUGUGGUGUGAGCCCUCGCUCUUGGACUUUCGUGACUCCUGAUUUGCUUGUUCUGGUUCCAGUCAUCGCUGGGAGUGGCAAGAAUCUUGUGUGUUGGGAUCUUGAUGUGACUGCAUUAGGCCAUCUAAACUCUGCUUAUUUUACUCUAAUUUAGCAUGUGCUCAACAAAUAUUAGUUGAGUUCCUGACUCUGUAUCAGGCACUAUUCUAGGCAGGGGAUAAUAUUAGCAAACAAAACAAAGAUCUCUGCCAUUGUGGAGCUUAUAUUCCUGUGUGGAGAAAUAAACAAUAAUUAUAGCGGGUAAGUAAAGAGUGUGUUAGAAGGUGAUAAGCACUGUGGGGAAAAAACACAGAGCAGGGUAAAAAGACUGGGAAUGCAAGUAUGGGAUGGGGGAAGGGAUGUUUCCAAUUUUUAAAAGGAAAUGGCCAACAUGGUCCUCACUGAGAAGGUGACACUUGAAUCCAGUCUGGAAGGGUGAGGGGGUUAGCCAUGGCGCUAUCUGGGCACAAGUCUUCUUGGCGGAGGGAACAGCUGAUACAAAGCCCCUGUGGCAGGAAUGGCCCUGGUGUUCAUCAGGGAAGCCAGUGUGGCUGGGAGGAGAGUCCUAGGAGACGAGGUCAGGGGGAUUGUCACGAUGAAAUAUUUCAUUGUAGACCAUUGUGAUGAUGUUGCCUUUUACUCUGGUAAAAUGGGGAGCCAAGGCAGGAUUUUGAUUAGAGGAAUGACAAGAUUUAACUUGUUUUAAUAGUAUCAGUGACUCUUGUGAGAGAGUCAACCAGGUCCAGGGUAGGAGUGAGUGAGGACAGAAGCUGGAGGACCAGUUAGGAGGGCAUCGCAGCGGGAGAGGUGCUGGUGGCUUUGAACAGGAUGAUGGUGGUAGAGGUACUGAGUGGUAGGGAUCUGGGUAUAUACUUUCAUAAUUCAAACUUAGCUGUUUCUAGUUAAGUACAUUAUGACUAAAUGGCACUUUAGCCACACACCUUCCUAGUAUUGGUAUGAUGGUUUUCUCCUCUAUUAAGCAUGCAUGUGUAUAGAAUUUGUUUGUCUAAGUAUUUGGAGUGCAAGACUUGUAUUUCUGGAAAGAAUGUAGCUAUCCUUUAGGCCCAGUUAUGUAAUAAAAGAGGAAAAAUGUAUCUGUUUAUCUUAAAAGUAAUAAUCCUUUAAAGAAACAGAUAAAUACUUAUAAUAUACAAAGCAAAAUUGUUUCAUCCCAUAGCAACCACCACUAAAAUUUGAUACCUUUUCUUAAUGAGUCAAUUAAAAUAUUCCUCAAUUUGGAGGGUUUCAGAAGUUCAGUACAAAAAUGGCAGUCAUUUAUAGAAUAAAUAUCUCUGGACUUGAGAGCUAAGCAAAAAAUAAUACUGAGGCCAACUGAAAUCAUGUGGAAUUCAGCCAAGAGUAACCAGCUCAGAGUGCAGCCAGCCCUGACUGAGGGCAGAAUGCUGACAGGGCAGGGCCGAGAUGCAGCCAGGACUGCGAAAAGGAAACUGGUAUCAACGGAGGGAAUUUUCACCUGGACAGUUCGUGUAUGGUUAAAGAGAGACAGUGGACAAUAUUGGCCAAGCAUAUACCAUGCAAUGCCUUCUCCAUGUUCAUGCAUGUCUUUUAACCCGGAAACAAGAAGACUGUCCAUAGGUCUAGACAAUGGUACAAUCUCAGAGUUUAUUUUAUCAGAAGAUUAUAACAAGAUGACUCCUGUGAAAAACUAUCAAGCGCAUCAGAGCAGAGUGACGAUGAUCCUGUUUGUGCUGGAGCUGGAGUGGGUGCUGAGCACGGGACAGGACAAGCAGUUUGCCUGGCACUGCUCUGAGAGUGGGCAUCGCCUGGGAGGUUAUCGCACCAGUGCUGUGGCCUCAGGCCUGCAAUUUGAUGUUGAAACCCGGCAUGUGUUUAUUGGUGACCACUCAGGCCAAGUAACCAUCCUCAAACUGGAGCAAGAAAACUGCAGCCUGGUCACAACAUUCAGAGGACAUACAGGUGGGGUGACUGCUCUCUGUUGGGACCCCGUCCAGCGAGUGUUGUUCUCGGGCAGCUCAGAUCACUCUGUAAUCAUGUGGGACAUCGGUGGGAGAAAAGGAACAGCCAUCGAGCUCCAAGGACACAAUGACAAAGUCCAGGCCCUCUCCUAUGCACAGCACACACGGCAGCUCAUCUCCUGUGGUGGUGAUGGUGGGAUUGUCGUCUGGAACAUGGACGUGGAGAGGCAGGAGACCCCUGAAUGGUUGGACAGUGAUUCCUGCCAAAAGUGUGAUCAGCCGUUCUUCUGGAACUUCAAGCAAAUGUGGGACAGUAAGAAAAUUGGCCUAAGACAGCACCAUUGCCGCAAGUGCGGGAAGGCUGUGUGCGGCAAGUGCAGCUCCAAGCGCUCCUCCAUCCCUCUGAUGGGCUUUGAGUUUGAAGUGAGAGUCUGCGACAGCUGCCACGAGGCCAUCACAGAUGAAGAACGUGCGCCCACAGCUACCUUCCAUGACAGUAAGCAUAACAUUGUGCAUGUGCAUUUUGAUGCAACCAGAGGAUGGUUACUGACUUCUGGAACUGACAAGGUUAUUAAGUUGUGGGAUAUGACCCCAGUGGUGUCUUGAUGACGCUCUCAGGCAUCAGAAAGAGAGUAUUUACUCAAGAAACGGUUGUUCUAAUCCCAAUCCUUACUGGAGCUGUAAAGCAGACGUGUGAGAAGUAAGAGAGAAACUAGAACCGGGCAGAGUCGGUGUAUUUCCUGCACACACGGUGGUGAGCUAGUGAGUGAACACUGGCGAGGGGACUCUUUCAACUUGUUCAUACAAUAUCAAAGAAGAUAUUUUUUUAACAAAUGGUUUAUACAGUCUGGCUGUGCUACAUUGUUUUGAGUAUACUGAAAGCUCUGUGUGGGGUGUUUAAUUUUUAUAUUUUUCAACACUUCAUUUUAGUUGUUGCUUUGCGUGUGGGAGAAAUGUUCGGGGUAUUUGGGGUCAUUAUAAAGUAGUUUCCAUGUUCUCUUCACUUCGGCGCAUAUUAUGUGGUCAGCAUCUUUUUCUUCUCUAUGUGUCUACCCCCACGUUCCUCUGCUGCUAACCAGAGUGUAUGUAUUUACACUGUUUAUUCGCAGUGUUUCUUUCGCAGUGCUUUCAUAGAAAUCCUCUUCAGUUGAGAGAUGUGGAAAACCAUAGAUUUACCAACUGACUUCCUGAAUCACCUGAAGAAUGCUCCAUUCGUAAUGUCUAACUCAUUCAUGCUCUCAUUGAGCAGAAAUGACCUUGUGUUUCUGCCUCAGUUUUCUUUUUCGCAUGUUAAAAAAAUGUCGUGAGAGCUGCUGCCAACCAUUGUCAUCACAGGAGUAGAUUAUUAUAACUCAGAGCUUCAGCUGUCAGUGCCUGGAUCAUUUCUAAUUCACUUGGAGCCUUCUGAGUCUUUUAUGUUUUAAUUUUAUUGACACAUCUCUCCCUCGCUCAGAAUAUUAAAACAAAACAAAACGAAACACCAAAACUCUGUGUCCUUCCAAAAGAAAUGUCUUCAGGAUGUGUUUUUCCAUGUGGUGUCACCUCUGAACUUGAACAUGUUCCUUACUGCGAGAUUGUAUCCUGCUCUACUCCUCGCCAUCUGUAUUUUCUUCCCCUUUAAAAACUAGAUAUUUAAAGAUUUUUAUCUUAAUGUAUUUUAUCAGAACACUUUGCACACUUUCAUACUAAGCUGUGUGAUCUGAGACAUAAAAGGUACUGAAUCCUACAGCUCAUGCUGCGUUCCUGUUGGGAAUGUAAAAAAAGGGCUUUAGAAAAUGAACCUGAGGAACCUGAAUUUUAAGGGAAUUCAGUCAAACUUGAUAAAGCGGAAUAUUCUUGUGUGUAAAUGACUCAACUCGGGAUAUUGAAGUCCUUUUAAAAAAAUCUUAUUUUCACCUGUAAAAAUAGAGCUUAAAUUAGCAGCAGGCAUGUGCUGCGUGCCUGCCCCAUCCUAAGCACUUUACAUGUCCCAGCUCAUUCAACCCUCACCUGUUGGGAGCACUGGGGGAUCACUGAGUCUCUUGGGGAUCUCCAGGUUAAAUAAAGCCUUGCAGAUAAACAGGCCAAUUACUUGCCCUUCUUUCUCCAAGCCCUACCUCCUCAGUGUCUUAUUUGACAGUUUUUUGUGGUAGUAUUUGAAAUCCUCCCUAUUUUUUUUCUCUUUUCCUGGAAAGCAGUUUUUUCCCCUCGUGAUGAUUAAUUAUUUUUCUUUCUAACUGGGAGAAGUACUACCCACCAUACUUGGUUAGCACCCCUAACGCCGACCAAGUCUGCCUCCUGGGGAUGGGGCUUCCCAGAGAUGCUUCUGCUGCUGCAGCUUUGGGAAGCAGGACCAGCAGGUGUGCCCCCUGCUGCCAAGGUACAUGACAGCCAUCCCCUGAGAGAUCAGACCAGAUCAGCCCCUGUGACCGUACUCUAAGGUUGCGUGUGUGCAUGCACACACACACAGAAGCAAUUACCACGUGUCCCUUCCCCGCCCCUUCCGCACUGCCCUUGCUUGCCAUCAGUCGAAGCUAUUAAAACUAAUCUAAGUCUGUUCUGCAUGAUUGCUCUGUGAGAGAGCUUUAAAAAGGGAAUUAAAAUACUCAUAUAUCUAUUUUGCAGUUUACUACUAGAACCUGGAGCCACUUACUGAGUUGUACAUAGUAGAGAGCUAUGUGUUGGAAAUGAGUAAUAGAAAUGAAUCGCUCUGUUUUCCCUUCCUGAACUUUGGCGCACAGCCUGUACACAGACAGGGAAACACAGUGUCAGGGAGGCAGUAGAUGAGGUGCCCAGCCGCCUGACGUGGGUCUGGGUUGGGUCUAGGUGAGCUCAGACCCCAUUGGGGAAACUGAUUGUCCCCACUGGAUCACCUGUCUACACCGUGAUUGCUCUGGUCUGGGACCCUGCACUUCUCUCCAGCCAUCUCCCUCCCACCAUAGCUCCCCAGGCCACAGAGCCACUUAGAGGUUGAAACCACUUGACACCUCAUUGGUGAUGAGAGUCAUGAUCAAAAAACCACAGAUGUGUCAAGGUAUCCAUCACGCUGCCCUUAUCUUUCUCCUCAUCUGUGGGAGUGCUUGAAUUUGGAGAGAAGCGCUAAGCAAGCCAACUGUGUGUUUAUAAUACUGUGAAUUCUUGAGUUUUACAUUGAGUAUCUCCACCAUUUUUCUGACUCAGAGAGAGAUAUGUGCUGAUGUUGGAAUUGCACUUUACAUAAAUUUUGCUCUAUUACUUCAACAUACAGCAGCUCUGGCAAGUGAUGCCUAACGUGGCUACAUUGGGAAAGCGGCAAGACUGCACAGACCGCACACGUGGUUGUCCUUUAUUUGGUAGGAUAAGACCAAUCGCAUGCUCUCAGUUUCUCCAAAGAAAUGAUAUUGCUGCAACUUUAAACUGCCUGGAUGUGUCUCCACAGUAGCAAAAGUGGUUUUAGAUAAAAUACUUGGAAUCGUGUGUCUUUUUAUAUGAGGUCAAUCAACCAUGAUGUAUUUCUCAUUUGAUUGUUUGAAUUGUUCAAAGAAUCAUAAAAUCACAAAACUGGAAGGGAUCUUCAGAGAUGUAGGAUGUUCCAAGCACAAAACACUUUAGUCAUGCCAGGCAGUUAGAUAUAGCUGAGGUGUAAACAAGAGAAUCUAAAAGAAGAAUUUUCAAGGAACAGUUGUUUUUGAACAUUAGCUGGCAAUGGCAUGAGUGGGAGGAGAGACUUGCACUGCCUUGAGACAGGGAGCUCUCAGGAACCAGGUCUGCUCCUCUUAUCAUAAGCGAAUUUGACACUUCUUUUGGCCGCAGCCCUGUAGUUAGGAGUGUGUGGAUACUAUGCAAUGAGUCAAUUAUUGCAGGUCUUCCUCAGCAUUAACUCGUUCUUGUGGUCUUCCCCAGAGACCAUCCCAGUGGCAACAUUUAAGUGGAAAUCCAGGGGCACUGAAUGCACCCUACCCUGUUGUGUGAAGGCUGGCCUGGAGUGAGUCUCUGCGCCUGCAGCAUUUGCCCUUCUUAGGAACAUCACCUUCUCAUGUUUUGAGAUUCACUUUUUAAAAGUAUAAUUUAUUUUUGCUUAAAAAUCAAUUUUUAAACCUGAAUUUUGACUUCUAAGCAAAGGGAAAGCUCUAAACUAUGUAUCAAAGUUACUGGACAUAAGUAUUCAUCAAAUGAGAUUCCUUUGGUUUUGCUUUGUCGUAGUAGUUUAAUUGUAUGUAAGUGACCUUGUCCACCAAGAUUUAUAUUUUAAAGUCAAGCAAGAAUUUUGUCAAAACAUUCUUCUUUUUCUCUCCUUUAAAAUAAUGUUAACUUAAAUUUUUCCUGAUGUGGAAGUGGAUAUCCAGCAACCUGACUGAAAAACACAGAAAUUAAGUCCAUUUUGAACACUGAGUUUCCUAGUUGAUCCUUGAGAUUCUAGUCCAGUUCAACCAUUUGUUGAGUGCCCACCAUCUACCAGGCUUUGAACUAGGCCCUGGGAUGACGAGGUCCCUUCCCUGGUAUGGGCAGAGGGCAUGCAGAGAUCAUUUCAGUAUCACGUGGUAAAUUCAGUGAUGGAGGUAUGCGUGCGGUCCCGCAUGGGUGGGGCCAGAGGGGUUUCAUAGAGGCAAGGACUUCUGAGCUGCAUUGGAGUGAGUCAAGUAAGGGCGUGAUUUUCCAGGCUGCAGAAACAGCAUAAAUAAAGGCCCAAGAUCUAGCAUCAGCCUGGUGCUCAGGGACCACAAGUGGUCUGGAGUUGCCAGAGAAUAUCAAGCACUCAGCUGCAGUCCUGGAGCCUGAGCUCUUGUCACUGUGACGCUCGGAUGCUCAUGACCACGGAGAGGGCGGCAGCACACGGUCUGCCGUGACAGGUCCACUCAGAGGCUCAUUAGUUUGAGAGUCAUGUUUACCUACAGCUGAGGCUAGUAUCAGUUUCUUUUUCUUUGGAAGUACCUGGAAUUGUUAUCUUAAAAUGACCCAUGGUAACUAACUUUAAAACUUUCUGGGUGCAUAGCCCCUCACUCGAGGCCAUGAGGUAGAGCUAGCGAUCACUGCAUGCACACACUUGGCCUGGAAGAACUUACAUAAUAAUUCCACAAUUACACAGGUGAGCCAGGCUUAAGGCCUUGACCUGUGGCAGGGGAAGAUUGUUCUGGACAACUGUGGCCUUACACUAAUAAGCAGCAGCAGCCUUUUGGUACAUAAGCAGGCAGCUGCUGCCCUCCAUUUCUCUCUCGGCCUUAAAUCGUCCUUUCAAGUAAUGGGUCAUUUCAGUACCAAGUGGUAAAUGUGAUAAAUCCUCAUCACAGUGGCACUCGCCUAGUAGGUGGAAACAUUUUUCUCCAUUCGGUGUCAGUAAAAAGGCUCCGGCAGCCACUGCCUCAGAGACCUGGCUCUGCCAAGGCAGGGACAUCCCACCAUCCCCCCUCAGGGCUUGGGCUUUCUGGUUCUUGCUAUUCCAUCCAUUUGCCUUUGUCUUUCACUAUUCAAGUAUCAUAUAUCCAUAACUUAAUUGAGGAACAUCCAUGUUUAUUUUUAAACUUUAGCUCAACUUUAUAACCAAGAACUAUAUACAUACCAACCCUCUGGGUUUUUAGUUUGUAUUUUUGCCUUUAAACGUUAUCAUUUCCACCAAGAGGCCUAACACAUGAAAGCAGUGUCUAAAAAUUAGAUCUGUCCGAAAUUGGAGUGGGAUUCCUCCUCUGUGUUUCCCAUACCAGGCAGUGUUUGAACACACAGCAGAAAGCCCCUCGUCAGAGAUGUGGGAAGGAGGUGACAGCUUGAAUAAGGGUUGACUUCGAUGAUUGUUCUUAAGAUCCCUUCCGAUCCUGUGAUCCUGUGAUUCCAUGAAUGUUGUUUAUUAUUGGACUGGCCUAAACCAUUACCAGCGAGCGACCCACAUGUGGCUGACUUCCUGGGAUACAUGAGAGCAUGUCGCAAUGCCUUUGUCUUCUGUCAUAUCUAGUAAGUUUCUUUCUGUAUUUUUCCAUCUAAAGCCUAGUAGGUUUGAAAAAGAUGGUGAACGUGGAAGUUAAUCAUGGUACCAUCUCUUUAAAAAUAGAUACCUCAAAAUGUUCACCUUUGUGAGUCAAAACAUGUAUCUGACUUUCUUGGGAGAGAAAGUGUCAGAGAACUGCAGGAUGGUUUAAACGUUAGAUAUAGAAUCUGACCUUGAUAUUUAUGAUUCUUUCCUCCUUUUUUUUUUCCUUGGUUCUCUGAGAAAUAUGAGAGAGUGAACUAUAACACAAAAAGGGAAAAUGGUUUGAAAAAAGUAUUUCACUUAUAUACACUUUUUUCCCCAUUUAAAUGGAUGUCAGCCUUAUAUCAGUAGCAUAUGCCCAUUUGAAGUAGGGACCAAAACACUUGUGUCACUGGUAACCAUUGUACUCUUGUAUAUUUGUGUUUUACGCCAUUUGCCUUGCUUUUUAAAUAACUUUUUUUCAAUGUACUGUCAUUUUCAAAAGAAAAUCUUAUAUGAAAAGUACAAAAACUGUUAUUAACUGGACAACAGGGAAGGUGCUAGCCCCACGUUCGUGCCUGCCUACCACCUUAUCCAUAACCAGGGACAUGGACUCUUCCAUGCUGCACGCCAUCCGUCGGCAGCCACAUCGGAGCCUGGCUGCAGCGGGCAUGUUACUUUAUCAAUAUCUUUUUCUUUCUUUUUGAAAUGAGAUUCCCCAAGGGGUCAGGCUGAGAAUGUAAUAAGCCCGAAGCUGGAACAGACUUCUCAGAUGUGGUUCUAGCUGGAUCCUCCCGGCAGUGCCAUGCUCUCUGCCACUGCGGUCCACAACCAGACCGAGCAGUCUGGAUAUUGACUUCCUGAAUGUGACUAGGUGGGAUUGAGCAAGAAUUUCUUACAAUGUUAAAAUGUCUGUAUCCAGUUCUACCCUCAAAUGCUGCUGAAUGUUGUGAAUGUUUUUAAACUCUGCUCACUUUCCCACUGAGCUUCCCUCUAACCGAAACCGUAUGUAGCCAUUACCAGUGUAAGACUCUCAAUGCAAAGCUGCCUCCAUGGUUUAAAAUAAAUCUCUGUGGAAACCUUCCUGCA
Molecule: messenger RNA, 10848 nt
Organism: Equus caballus (horse)
Lineage: Eukaryota; Metazoa; Chordata; Mammalia; Perissodactyla; Equidae
Source: RefSeq, a predicted model, not a curated record